AUGGAUGAUUUAUCGUAUUCCACCGAGAACGAAGAAUCCGAAGAUACCGAACCGCCAUCAGAAGUGCCAGAAUUACCAGAAGAACCACAAGUACAGGAAACGCCAGAGAUCCCGCAAGCUCCGGAUAGCUCAGGAAUACCAGAAACGCCAUCCAUACCAGAAGAACCUCGGAUACCGGAACCGCAAAUACCAGAUGAGGAAGAAACUGAAGAGCCAUAUAUAACCGUAACACAGCAUAUACCGGGCAGUACUUAUCCGAUAGCCCCUCAUCUACCAGGUGUGCCGUACUUUGCGGUACCAUAUAUUCCUGGGCCGCAACCAGAAGUUACACACACGGGAUUUCCGCAAAUACCACCACAUUAUCCACCUAGCUAUCAAACUCCGCCCGGGUAUCCGCAACCGCAUCCCGGAUACCCGCAACCGCCACCGGGAUAUCCGCAACCUCCACCGAGCAAUCCGCAGCCACCGCAAGGCUAUCCACAGACUCCGCCAGGCUACCCUCAAUUACCACCUGGUUUUCCGAUUCCGCCCGGAUAUCAGUUGCCACCUGGAUUUGCAUUACCGCCGGGGUACCCGCAUUUACUACCCGGCUAUCCACAACUACCGUCAGGAUAUUCGCAUUUUCCGGACGUGGUCACAGACUACAAACCACCUAUCUUUGCACCACCAAUCAACGACUCCGGAAAUAUCUAUAUCAGAUAUUUAACACGUAAGUUCAUCAGCAGAUGA
This is a messenger RNA of Bombyx mandarina (wild silkworm), 729 nucleotides long. RefSeq names its product tyrosine-protein phosphatase Lar. Gene Ontology annotation, molecular function: protein binding; protein tyrosine phosphatase activity. The record is from RefSeq and is a predicted model, not a curated record. NCBI's taxonomy places the organism in Eukaryota, Metazoa, Arthropoda, Insecta, Lepidoptera, Bombycidae. Gene Ontology annotation, biological process: protein dephosphorylation.